AUGGCCAUGGCACCACCUGUGAAAGUAGUGUUAGGUUCCCUUGCCUUUGGGAUUUUCUGGGUUUUAGCCGUGUUUCCCGCGGUCCCCUUCAUGCCCAUUGGGCGCACCGCGGGCUCUCUCCUCGGCGCCAUGCUCAUGGUCAUCUUCCGAGUCAUAUCGCCCGACGAGGCUUACGCCGCAAUCGACCUCCCUAUUCUCGGCCUCCUUUUCGGAACCAUGGUUGUGUCCGUCUUCCUCGAGAGAGCUGACAUGUUCAAGCAUCUUGGCAAAUUGCUCUCUUGGAAGAGUAGAGGAGCCAAAGAUUUGCUUUUUCGCAUCUGUCUCAUCUCUGCUAUCUCGAGCGCGUUUUUCACCAACGACACUUGUUGUGUCGUUCUCACGGAAUUCGUCCUAAAAAUAGCAAGGCAGAAUAAUUUGCCGCCGCAGCCUUUCCUUCUAGCCCUCGCUUCUAGUGCGAACAUCGGGUCGGCCUCAACUCCUAUAGGGAACCCGCAAAACCUAGUUAUAGCCGUUCAAAGUGGGGUUCCGUUCGAGAAAUUCUUAGCCGGUAUCUUACCAGCGAUGCUCGUCGGUGUACUCGUGAAUGCGGCUAUCCUUUUAGGGUACUUUUGGAAGAUCUUGUCGGUCGAAAAGGACGAAGAGAUCGUGUCAAUUGCGAGUGAAGUGGUCGCGGAUGAUGAAGUGAAUUCUCACCGGUUUUCGCCGGCGACAAUGUCUCACCUUUCUUCUGCCAUGUCCCAAGAGAUUGAUUUACCGAUAGAUGCCAAUUCAUUGCACAGCGGGGAUCUCGGGUGUGGCGGUGGCGAUCAUAUCAGAAGCCAGCAUAAUACUUGUGAGAACGAGAUACAGAGCGGCUCGAGCGGCAGAACUGAGUUGACCAAGGCCUCAAGUUUAUCGAAGGAAAUGGUGGAGGGAGCGGCGAUUUCUCCUAGAAGAGACGAACACGUUCCCUCGAGGAGGAUUGUGAGAGGAACUAGCAACUUGAGAAAUACUGUAAGAGAAGAGUCCUCUUCACAUUCUUCGGAUGACAAAGAAGAUCCUGUUACAAGGUGGAAGCGAAUCAUGUGGAAGACAUCCGUCUAUCUCGUAACUCUUGGAAUGUUAGUUGCUCUUUUGAUGGGACUUAAUAUGUCGUGGACCGCGCUUACUGCUGCUCUUGCUCUAGUGGUGCUCGAUUUCAAGGAUGCACGCCCUUGCCUCGAGAAGGUUUCAUACUCAUUGCUGAUAUUCUUUUGCGGAAUGUUUAUAACGGUUGAUGGGUUUAAUAAGACGGGGAUACCAACUGCUUUGUGGGAUUUUGUGGAACCGUAUUCGCGGAUUGAUAAUGCUAGUGGAGUUGCACUUCUCGGCCUGGUGAUUAUCGUCCUCUCGAAUGUCGCCUCUAAUGUUCCAACUGUUCUCUUGCUCGGAGCUAGGGUGGCGGCUUCAGCGGCGCUUAUUUCUCGUGCCGAAGAAAUGAGGGCUUGGCUUAUACUCGCGUGGGUCAGUACGGUGGCUGGGAACCUCUCAUUGCUGGGCUCUGCAGCAAACUUGAUAGUGUGCGAACAAGCGCGACGUGCCCAAUUCUUCGGCUACAACCUCUCUUUCUUUGGCCAUCUCCGGUUCGGGCUCCCCUCGACCCUCAUCGUCACUGCGAUCGGCUUGCCCCUCAUUACCAGCCACUGAUGAGCCUUUUGCGAAUGCAAUUCGAUGUUUUGUAAACUCAAAUGUUUUUGUAUUCUUAGGAUUUGCAUUAGGGAAAUAAUGUAUUUGUAAUAUGCUUACUAAUUUUAACUGAUGCACAAUUGUUGUACUGCCGAAUAACGAAAAAGGCGACUUUCAUUAGUUGGUUAAUUACUCUUUUAGCAUCUGGGUUUAA
Molecule: messenger RNA, 1858 nt
Organism: Ananas comosus (pineapple)
Lineage: Eukaryota; Viridiplantae; Streptophyta; Magnoliopsida; Poales; Bromeliaceae
Product: putative transporter arsB
Exons: 3
Coding region: 1-1665 (554 amino acids)
Biological process (GO): transmembrane transport
Cellular component (GO): membrane
Source: RefSeq, a predicted model, not a curated record